This is a messenger RNA of Hypanus sabinus (Atlantic stingray), 3432 nucleotides long. It is a transcript of the gene lgals3b, whose product is annotated as lectin, galactoside binding soluble 3b. The record is from RefSeq and is a predicted model, not a curated record. NCBI's taxonomy places the organism in Eukaryota, Metazoa, Chordata, Chondrichthyes, Myliobatiformes, Dasyatidae. Gene Ontology annotation, cellular component: nucleus; immunological synapse. The transcript has 7 exons. Bases 169 to 900 code for a protein of 243 amino acids. Gene Ontology annotation, molecular function: carbohydrate binding; laminin binding; IgE binding. Gene Ontology annotation, biological process: negative regulation of endocytosis; monocyte chemotaxis; macrophage chemotaxis.
AUGUCUGGGCGGUUCUGCCGCUCCACCCUGAUCAUGUGAAGGGCGAGGCCAUGCGAUGACUGUUUUGAGGGCGCCAGUAAAGUUUUAAAGGCUCUAGUGAGUGAAGUUGUGAUCAAAUUACAGGCAGGACUCGGGCCAGGUUUCCUCUCCGAUUGCAUCAAGAAAAUCAUGGAUGAAUUUUCUUUGGAAGAUGCACUGGGUCCUGAUGCUUCAAGUGCAGCCAAAUUGAGUGCAGGUGCCACAAAUCCACAACCAGGGCAGCCAGGACAGCCGGGACCUUGGUCACAGCCGGGACCUUGGUCACAGCCGGGGCAGCCGGGACCUUGGCCACAGCCGGGGCAGCCGGGACCUUGGCCACAGCCGGGGCAGCCGGGACCUUGGCCACAGCCGGGGCAGCCGGGACCUUGGCCGAGUCAGCCGGGGCAGCCAGGGCCAUGGGGACCUUGGCCUGGGCAGCCAGGACAGCUGGGACCUGCUGCUGGGCCAUUGACACUACCUUUUGAAAUUCCAUUUCAAGGAGGUUGGAUUCCAGGGAAGAUGCUGACAGUUGAAGGAACUAUCAAUAUGAAUAUUGACAAGUUUGCCAUUAAUGUCUGUGCCGGCCAGGAUAUUGUUUUCCAUUUUAACGUUCGCUUCAGGGAAGAUGGCCAUCAUCAGGUUAUUGUUCGAAAUAGCAAGAUCAAUAAUGUUUGGGGUAAUGAGGAAAGAGCUAUACCACACUUUCCAUUCAGGAAAGGAGAACGUUUUGAGAUACUGAUUCUUGGUGAACCAGAACAAUACAAGAUGGCUGUGAAUAAACAACAUUUUCUUGAAUACAAACAUCGAUAUAAGAGUUUGAAAGAAGUGACCAAAGUCAGCAUCUUUGGAGAUAUUACUCUCCAUAACACGUUUAUGACGUAAACUUGGGAUACUCUUACUAAAGUGACUGUUAGUAUUUGGAUAUAUGAAAACACGGGCAUUUCUAACUAACUGAUAAACUUUUAUUAUACUACUACAUCUAGUACUACUUUAUUGAUGCUAGAACCACCAGAUCAAUUCCAGAAUUAAUUAAAUUGUAGAAGUACGGAAACAGACCAUUCCAGCCUAUCAGGCAUCUAGUAGUUUUACCAUUUAAUCCAUAUUGCCUUCUCAUUUCUUGCUUACAUGCCUUAUUCUUUUUACCACUUUAAAAGUGCAUUUAGAAUAAUUCAUGGACUUUUCUUAAUGAUUGAGAGUUCACUUCUAAGAGUUCUAUCCUACCUUCUCAUUUUUGUAUGUAAGGUUAUGUGGAAUUAUUACCUAUCAUUAUUUUAACCCCUUAAAAUACAUUCAUAAUAGCAAAAUGCUGCAUGGAGGAAAAUUGACUAAAACUUAAGGAAUCUUGUAUGUAAAUUAUCUGAGCUUUGUAUUUACUUAUAUAUUUAAUAAAAGUGCCCAGAAUAUAUGUAAACACCAAAUGCAUUUUAUUUCAAGAAUUCAAUUGGCUAAAAAUUAAUUUGCCCUGAAUUGGUGAACCUAACCAUCUUCAUCUGCUUUAUCAAUGACUUAUUUCUGUUCAUAAGAUCAGAAGUGGAAAUAUUCACCAAUGAAUGCAAGAUUGUCAAUUUCAGGUGUAAUGUUUGGUGAAAGGAACCAUCCUUACUUGCUGAAAACAAAAUAUAACCUAGUGUAACCUCCAAUUGGUUAUCAUGAUUAUGGUGCUGCACAACAUUAUAUCUUCUGCAUUCAUUGAAAUUAUUGUCACGUGCCAUUGAUCAAAAACUCAAAUGGAUCAGCCACAUAAGUUACAUGAACAGAUCAGAGAUAGGGUAUCGUGUGAGAACUUCAUCUUCUGACAAUCUAAUUUUUUAAAUGUUAAGUAUGAGAAAUACCCAAACAAUAUUUACAUUUUAUUAGCACUGCAUGUACUGCUGCUAGCUACAAAAUGCAUGGAAAUUAUUUGCCUGGGCUACUACAAUAACAUCUCUCAAAGCCAUGAAGGCAUAAGGCACACCAUUCAGGAAAUAGAACACUGUUGGAUUGAACACUGUUGGAUUGAAUCUUGAAACUUACUACUCAAUUAUAGGGGGAUUUAAUCUGAAGGAAUGCAAAAGUUCGAGAAAGGUGAUGCACCAUCAUACUUUCACAGAAUAUUAGUGUUACGUACCCAUGGGUAUCUUGUGCCUGUCACAUGACCAUGAUGUAAUUGAAGCUAUGCUGAGCAUGAUGUAAUGAUCCUGUGAUGGUGGAGUGACGUAAUUUUCCUGCCAGUGAGAGGUCAUGUGAUAGUUUUUUUCAACAGGGGAUAAAAAGGGAACCCCUCCCUGUGAUGCGGGGCAGUUUGUGGUUGAAUUCGUUCAGUGACUCUGUUUUGCUGUGUAUUCGAUGUUAUAACGCAGUUUUGUUUUAAAGUGGAGUUAUUACUUUCUGCCUUAAGUCUCAAAGGUUAUUGCCGGCAGUUUUGCUACAAUACUGCCAGUUCAGUCCAGUCAGAGAGUGAAGAUUUAUCGAAGUUCGGGAAGCUGGAGGAUCGAGGGAAGUUGAUGUCGGCUGUGAAACAGGUUCGACCUUAUUUAAUCUUUGUACAAGGAAUUAGUAACUUGUGUCCAAGAUCGCUCCUGCAUUUGUUACGAAGGUGGAGCAACUCUGAGGGGCCGAAGGGUGCAAAGUCACCCCCUCCUUUUUGAGAAUCGCAAGAUCGCUAGUAUUUUGGGUCUGAGACCCAGGAAAUGAGAGAGAGAGAGAGAGAGAGACGCAGAAUACACAAGGUUUGGAAUAUCUCCUGACAUAAGCGGAACGGAACCACUGACUACUGCUAUUGUCUCUUGGAGAAGGAAUUGUGUAUUGAGUACUGUACUAUUCAUUGAAACCCCUCAGGGGACAACCAAAGUGGGCUGGCUGAGGGAUUGCAUCAUCCCAACCUGAUUGACAUCUGAGACCCCGUGAGUAAGGAUAAAAGAGGGGUCUGGGGAACAACCCCUUUAGAGGCACCAGGAGAAACGCUAGAAAUCCAGUGGCAGCGUUUUAUAGCGAAAGCCAUUGGGAGCUCCUGUGCGUCCUCCCUUGCCUGGGUGGCGGGCUCAUCACGGAAGAAUGGUUUAGCUAAAGGAGAGGUCACACUUGAACGGCCAAGACAACGAGACUCCUGACGGAUCGAAAUCAUAAAGGAAGGUUGGCAAAACCCGUAGUGGUAAAUGUUCCCAUUCUCUUUCUCUCUCUCUCUCUCUCUCUCUCUCUCUCUCUCACAAUUGCAACACAGCAACACUCAAAAGAUGGCAGCCUGUGUGAACUGCAGUGAACUUUAUAUUCCCCUCGGACAAUUCAUUAUCCCCUAGACAACGAUAGAGCUUGUUUCUUAUUGAUUAUUAUUAUACCCGCACUUUUAGGUUUAGUAUUGACGACUUAUAUUAUCUGUAUAUUUGCAUUGAUAUUAUUUUUGUGUAUUUUUACUAAUAAAUACUGUUAAAAAUAGUA